CGAAACAAGUGGAAAAACAGAAAGAGUGAAAGGAGCUGAGAAUGAACGAAAUUGGAAAAAAAAAAUUGUAGGUUUUAGAAAAUCCUAAAUCAAUGAACAGUUUGCUUAACACACAAUCAGAUUAGUUGUGUGGGUGUAUAUGCAAGUUGUUGCUAUUACAGUAUAAAGUAGAGGGAAUGAAUAUGAUAGCGGUGGAAUUAAAACGCCACAUGGCACAAGCGAGAGGGACGUUUUUUCAAUCUAUCAGCGGGGCCGGGCAAUGACAGCAGCCUGUCACUGAAUCUGCUUCUCUGCUGAGCACUGCAGCAUUCUUGGAACGGACAACAUCAAAAAAUUCUCUUCAACAAGGCCACGGAUAGGGAAUGUCUUGCUCGUAAUAAAGCUCGCUCCAUGUUGCUUGUGUAUUUUCAAGUUACGUCCCUCGUCGUAAAUUGAAAAGGGGUAUUCCGAAAAAAAAAAAAAGGGGGAUAUUCCGCAGUGGGCGUUAUUAGCCUGUACGCCAUAGUCCAGAACGCACGCAAAAGGCCCAAUCAGAAUGCACCAUCAAAUUGCGGAACACUGCUGCUCUCUAGUGGCCAGCUGCCAGUAUUGCGCCCUCAGGUGAACCCAAUCGAGUGGUUAAAGCAGCAGGGAAAGAGGCCAACCGUUUUAGCAGGAGUUCCGAAGUGCUUUGUUACCUCGCACAUUCCACAUGGCUGGAAAUAGUUUGAAGAAGCUGAAAGAGAGUUUGCACUACAUCCCAACCGGUCGACAACUGCCUAGGACGCCGCCUCCUUUCCAAGUGAAGCAACGUUUGGAAUUUCCCAAUGAAGAUGAGAAAAGUCACAUUGUGGAAUUCAAACAGGGCCCAGAGGGGGGCAGCAGCGAGCACACUGACCCAGACGUCUUUCAGGUUAACGACACAAAACCAGUUUUAGGAGCUUUCUCUGACUCCUUGGUGAACGGCAUGAAAGACUAUCAGUUAACAGCAAGUGACCAGGACUUCAUGAUGAAGAUGCAGGUGGAGAAGCAAAUAAAGCAGCUCGAGGGAGAGCUGGUGGAGUUGCGAAACAUGCUGCAAACGGAGCUGGUCUUGGAGUCCAUGUUGUACCCCGGGGACAACGUGCAAGCUGAACUUCAGAAGUCUUCAUCCUACUCUGAGCUGGUGGCGCAUCACAAGAAGGUACUUGGAUCCUUGUACUCAUCGGUCAAAGUGUUGGAGCUAAAGACCGUCUCACUGCUGGCCAUUGUGAGCAAGGAAGAUGUGGACCGAGCACCGAGCAAGAAGAAGGGGAAGAAGCAAGCAGUCAGUCAGAAGGAGACCAGUUGGAGAAAGGAGGACACAAAUGAGAGAGAACAUCUGGCGGAGCAACUUGUUGGUUACAAGACCACCAUUCAGCAGCUGAUGAGAGAUUUAUCAGACCUCAAAUCCAAACUGGCUCAAAUAGAGGCAAGAGCUCGGCUGCAACGUGGGAAUUUCACAAUAGGUCUUAACACUGUUAAAUAUUUGACUAGAUGGACAGACAAGAGGUUGUGACCCCCACGGCGCCAAAGACAAAUCUGCCGACCAGCAGGAAAGCAGCAGGCAAGGGUGCAACCAAACAAGAGGUUGUUACGAACGCAACGCCAAGGACUGAUCUCCCGACCAGCAGAAAACCGGCAGGCAAAGGUUCAAACGACCCCUCAAAGUCCAAAGCGGAGAAGACUCCCAAAGUAGCCGCAGGACAGCAGACGCCGGCGGGUCAGUCGAAACCUAAGCGAGGCGCCCGAGGGAGACCGAAGGCCGUCAGACAGGAAGCGGCGGCGGCGACAUCGCCAGUGAUAAGUGUCAAACAGCCGGAUGAGGUGAAGCGUGGUCGGCCGGCGGGAAGGCGACUUAAGCAGCAGCAGGAGGAAAAAAAGGAGGAACAAUCAAAUAUUGUGCCAAGACGCUCCAAGAGGAUUGCCAAUAGGAAGUGAUGGGACACAGCCACUUUCAAUGUUUUUACUUCAAGUUUAAGUAAUAUAUUUUAGGCCUCCAAAUAAAUAAAU
Syngnathus acus (greater pipefish) is the source of this 2010-nucleotide messenger RNA. RefSeq lists its product as uncharacterized. The record is from RefSeq and is a predicted model, not a curated record. The coding region runs from base 692 to 1516 and encodes 274 amino acids. NCBI's taxonomy places the organism in Eukaryota, Metazoa, Chordata, Actinopteri, Syngnathiformes, Syngnathidae. The transcript is spliced from 7 exons.